This is a messenger RNA of Emericellopsis atlantica, 3249 nucleotides long. Its product is annotated as putative importin 11. Gene Ontology annotation, biological process: protein import into nucleus. The transcript has 2 exons. Gene Ontology annotation, cellular component: nuclear envelope; cytosol. NCBI's taxonomy places the organism in Eukaryota, Fungi, Ascomycota, Sordariomycetes, Hypocreales, Bionectriaceae. Gene Ontology annotation, molecular function: small GTPase binding. The record is from RefSeq and is a predicted model, not a curated record. Bases 1 to 3123 code for a protein of 1040 amino acids.
AUGAGCUUCGCCAUCGAGGUGCCGGGCGGCGCCAACCCGUUGAGCUUCCAGGAUCUCUGCCGAACACUCAGCUCGGCGACAACCUCACUCGACUAUGCACAACGACAAGCGGCCGAGCAGCAGCUGACAUCAUGGGAGACCACGCCUGGAUACUACAGUUCACUCCAGGCCGUCUACCUCGACAAAUCGCUCCCCAUCGAGCCACGCUUCCAGGCCGUCAUCCAGCUCAAAAAUGGUAUCGACAAGCACUGGCGUCACUACGCCGCGACCAAGCAGGGAAUAUCACCUGACGAGAAGAACGCGAUCCGCCAGCGCCUCUUCGAAGGCACCGUUGACGAGGUCGAGGAGCGUCUCGCCGAACACAACGCAUAUGUAACGGCCAAGAUUGUGCGCAUCGACUACCCGAGCGACUGGCCGGACGCGCUUUCACAGAUCAUCUCCCUUCUCCGGUCCUCGAGGGACGGCGACCAGAGGAAGCUGUUUGGGUCCCUGCAGAUUCUGCUACAGGUGGUCAAGGAGCUGGGCACGGCGAGGUUGAAGAAGAGCCAGACGGCACUGCAAUCAGUCACUCCCGAGAUUGUGCAUGUCUUGUUGGAAAUAUACACAGAGAGGUCGGAGCUGUGGAUCAACUACUUGACAAAUCGAAAGGGCGACGAGCAGGCGGCUUACCUGGCCAUGUCAAACAGUCUCAUCGCCCUCAAGGUUCUGCGACGUCUAGUUCUCGUAGGCUACGAGAGGCCGCAUGGCGACGAGACAGUGACACGCUUCUGGGGAUUGUCGCAGAAUCAGUUUGGGAAACUGCUGGGCUUCGUCAGCGAGGAGGCUGGCAUGCCAGAACAGUUCCAAAAGGUUGCGGCCGGCCAUCUGAUUCAGUUCACAAAGCUUCACAUCAACAUGGCCGAGCAACAUCCGGCAAGCUUUGCGAACCUACCCGACUCCUUGUCUCUGGUACACGCCUAUUGGGACCUUGUGUCCAAAUUUGCCGAAGUGUACGGGAAUUCAGGAGGCAUCCGACAGAACAGUGGCUCAGGAAGUGCCAAGGCCAAGGUCGAGGGCCCGCUACCCGAGAAGCUGGCCGUCAAGGGACUUUUGCUAUUGCGGGCCUGCGUGCGGAUAGCCUUCAUGCCCGUCCAGACCUUCAAGUACCGUAGUCCGGAGACCAAGGCGGAGCAAGAGGCGGCCAGGGCCAUGAUCAAGACGGAACUGUUCAAACCUGACCUCGUGGUACAGAUCGUGAACUGCAUCAUCACAUAUCUGUUUGUCUUCCGCAAGUCAGAUCUCGAAGCUUGGGAGGAGGAUCCGGAGGAGUGGGAGAAAGAACAGCAAAGCGAGAGUGACGCAUACGAAUGGCAGGUCCGGCCAUGUGCGGAGAGGCUGUUCCUUGACUUGCUCACUCAGUUCAAGGAUCUUCUGAUCCAGCCACUCAUGUCAUAUUUCCAGUCGGCACAGGAUCCCCAGUCCGACAUUGCGACAAAGGAAGCCGUGUAUACGGCCAUGGGCAACGCCGCGGCCCAUGUUGUCAAUGUUUUUGACUUUGAUGCCUUCCUGGCGACGACAGUUCUGCAAGACGCGCAACAGACAGGAGCCUUGAACAAGGUCCUCAGACGGAGGAUAGCCAUCUUGUUGAGUCAAUGGGCGCCGGUGAAAUUGGCCGACGAGAGUCGCCCGAUUGUCUACCAGAUCUUUCGCCACUUCCUGGACCCCAACGACGAAGCGAACGAUUUGGUGGUGCGGAUCACGACAGCGAGACAGUUGAGGUGGAUCGCGGACGAGCUCGACUUCAGCGUGGACUCAUUCUUGCCAUACACGGCGGACGUCCUGAGCCAGCUUAUUACGCUGAUUCAGCAUGUGGAGGUUGACGAGACAAAACUCGCCAUUCUUGAGUCGGUCCGUAUCAUUGUCACUCGUAUGGAAGACCAAGUAUCUCAAUUUGGCGACCAGCUCAUGUCAAACCUGCCGUCUGUCUGGGAGAACACGGGCAACGAAGAGUACAUGAUCAAGCAGGCUGUCAUUGCUAUCUUUGCGGCCCUGGUCAUGAGCAUGGGGACUGCCUCGCAGCGCUACCAGCACCUCAUGGUGCCCUUGAUCUCAGAGGCAGUGCGACAAGGGUCUGAUCUCCACGUGCACCUCAUUGACGAGUCACUCGAGCUUUGGAACGCCGUCCUCAUGCAAAGCACAGCGCCGCUGUCACCGGAACUCAUUGGUCUGGCCGAGAUGGCGCUGCCCUUACUGGAGUAUUCGUCGCUCACAGCUGGCGAGGCACUCAACGCCGUGGAAUCGUACAUACUCUUUGCGCCGAGCGCCAUGCUGGAAGACAGGCUUCGUCGUCCCACCUUGACUGCCCUUCUCGGCAUCCUGGACUCUAAGAGCCGGGAGCAAGUUCGCAGCGGCACGACCUGCAUCGAAUAUCUCAUCCGAUCGGCUGUGGAUCUUGGUGGUUCGAGUGGCGUUACUUUGAUCAUUCAGGACAUGGUGGAGCUGGGAUUCCUUCAGAAGAUUCUGGGCGAUCUGCACAAUGCCUGGGAGGCACAUCAAACGACAGGGCCGAACCGCAAGAUCAGCAAGCUCAACACGGUUACUGAGAGCGACUACCUCGCCAUCAUAGCGCGACUCGCGCUCGCCGAGCCCACAGUGUUCACCCAGAUGAUUGACUCUCUGGGCGGUCUGGAGAGCACUUGGUCUUGGCUGUCUGCAGAAUGGUUCGAGCAGGCGCACGACAUGGACAACAUUGAGCGCCAAAAGCUGUACCUCCUCGCCCUCACGCGCCUCCUCGAACUUCCGUCCCCGGUCCAGGAGUUGACUCUCGGCAAGCUUCAAGACUACUUUCUACUGUGGACGAACGUGAUCGCCGAGCUGCAAGACGGCCGGCAGAAUGCGACGGACUGUCUCAUCCUCGAGACACCAGAGCCUACGGAAUAUGAUACCCCAAAGUUGAUAGCAGAGCGAGGGAUGAUGAUGCGCGAUCCUAUACAUACAAUCCAUGCCUACGCAUUUGUCAGGGAGAGAUUGCAGGACCUUGUGGCGCGCGUGGGAGGCGAGGCUGCCUUUGAGGAGCAGUGGGCGGUCAACGUGGAUGGAGAUGUCAUGAUGAGGUUCAGAGAGGUUGCCAACUCUAUGCAGUGAUUGGCAUGCGGACCAGUGCAGAUGCUCGAGGUCUGCACAUAGAUGAUGACGAUAAUACAAUGAUAUUGACGACCACAUCGCCUCCCUCUCGCAGAAUGUCAAAGUGCGAGUGAGUUUGAGUCGGAU